GCCUGAUGGAGAUGCACAGCAGUGCCGAGCAUCUGGGUGUUGAUCCGUUGCUCUCCUGAAUUUAUGCUUGCAGUAGAUGUUUAAACCCCUAUUUCAGGCAUCGUAGCUGGACUGUGUCAUUAUGGACAGUCACAGUGUCCUUUCCUCCCAGGACAAGAAAGACCUGGACAAGUUUAUCAAGUUCUUUGCGUUGAAGACUGUGCAGGUGAUUGUCCAAGCUCGCCUUGGGGAGACUGUGUCCACAUGCUCCUCGUCCUCACCUACAGGCUCUGACUGGUUCAGCUUGGCAAUAAAAGACAUCCCAGAGGUGACACAUGAAGCCAAGAAGGUGCUGGCAGGACAACUGCCUACCAUUGGGAAGUCCAUGUGUGUGGAAAUCUCACUGAAGACCUCUGAGGGGGAUUCGAUGGAGCUGGAAACAUGGUGUUUAGAAGUGAAUGAGAAGUGUGAUCGAGAUAUCAAAGUGUCCUACACUGUUUACAACAGACUCUCUUUACUGCUGAAAUCACUACUUUCUAUCACAAGGGUAACUCCAGCCUACAAGCUGUCACGAAAGCAAGGGCAUGACUACGUCAUUUUGUACAGGAUAUAUUUUGGAGAUGUACAGAUGGCUCAUCUUGGAGAAGGUUUCCGAACAGUGUGCGUCGGAGUGGUGGGCACGCCUAUCGGCACCGUCACCCUCUCUUGUGCCUACAGAACAAACUUGGCCCUUAUGUCUACCAGGGGGUUUGGAAGAACCGUGCCUGUUAUGGGUGUCAUCAUCGACCACUUUGUAGAUCAUCCCUUUGGCAACAUGGGACACGUGAACAUGUGCAACUACAGGACAGCCUGCGAGGAGGAGAGAGCAGUGUACCCUGAAAUGGACGAUUCUGAGGAAGCAUGCGCAGUCUCCUUUUCCACAUCACCCCCCUCUCAGCUUCAUAGUUCUCACUUUUCCUGUCAGCCCCCGGCGGUUCGAAUGGCAGAUCCCUGUUACCUCACUGCCUGUACUGCUGCCCACCCGCAUCAGCCCUGCCGUGGUGUCCAGGCUGAGCACCAGCGGGUGGUCGUCUGCUCCCACGCAGACACAUCCCACCACGUCCCCGCUCCCCCCUCCAGUAGGUACGCUACGCUUCUUUAUUUUUAUCUUUCAUUUCAAUUUCAAGGAUUGCUCAUGUUAUCUUUGGCAUUCCUACAAGAUGCACUGCUGCAAAAAAGGGUUUGGUUACUGAACAGAAAAUGCAUAUUUGUGAUUUUUGUCACCACUGGCAACGGCAGGGACACAGAGGCAUUGACACGGAGUGGUGGGACCAGUGGCUCAUCGCCGUCGGAUAUCCAGAAGACCACCUUUUGGAGGAAAGUGGGGGCUUUUGUUAACAAGCCACACUCACAGGUGACCACCACCGGCGUGGAACUGCCCUUUGCUGCUUUUGUCUCCAAGACACUUGACCUGGAGGAGAAUGACCCUAUGGUGCGUCCCCCCGAGUCCCCCAGCACGGCCUCCCCCUCGCCGGGCAGCCUGCACUCCGUGAGCUCGAGCCAAAGCGGGGGACCGACGCAGGACGACUACAUCCUGGUGGACUUUAAGCCGGCCUUUUCCAAGGAUGGUCUCCUGCCCAUGGAUCUGGGCACAUUCUACAGAGAGUUCCAGAACCCACCGCAGCUUUCCGUAGUCUCCGCAGAUGACAGCGCGCAGUCCAUGGCCGAGGACUUGGACUCCCUUCCAGAGAAACUGGCCUCGUACGAGAAGAACAUGGAGGAGUUUGAUGCCUUCGUUGAAACUUUGCAGUAACACCAGGUCUGGCGUCUGUUAGCGUUACUCUGUUCUCUUUAAAUCUGAAAAAAGCAGCACAUGGACCCAGUAGCUGGACUCUCCUUGGAUUAUUCUGUUUAUAUAUUUAGCCUUUAUUUAUACCCGUGAUGCUGUCUUUGUGAACUUGAAUGUUGCUCCUGGCCAAUAGGACUCCUUGCCCUCAACGUGCGUGGCUACUCUUUGCUGGGGAAUUAGUGUUCCUGUACCGCGGUGGGGUCUCUCUGCAUUCACAAGAGACGUGGUGAUGGUGAGUGAACCGUCCCCUAGUACAGCGCUGUAUUCAUGUCUCUUGUGAGUGACAGGUUCCUCUUUUUACCCCUUUCCCCCACUUUUUGAGAAGGUUACAUGUAUUAUGAAGUUGCUCUGGUGCACUUUGUGGUAAUUGCCUGGUACUUACAACAGCUUCUCAGUUCUCAUAUUAGAUGUACUACGAUUGUACAAAG
Molecule: messenger RNA, 2235 nt
Organism: Scleropages formosus (Asian bonytongue)
Lineage: Eukaryota; Metazoa; Chordata; Actinopteri; Osteoglossiformes; Osteoglossidae
Product: autophagy-related protein 13-like
Exons: 17
Coding region: 122-1771 (549 amino acids)
Biological process (GO): piecemeal microautophagy of the nucleus; protein localization to phagophore assembly site; autophagosome assembly
Cellular component (GO): Atg1/ULK1 kinase complex; cytosol; phagophore assembly site
Source: RefSeq, a predicted model, not a curated record